Messenger RNA from Myripristis murdjan (pinecone soldierfish), 5749 nucleotides. It is a transcript of the gene ndst2a, whose product is annotated as N-deacetylase/N-sulfotransferase (heparan glucosaminyl) 2a. Bases 1328 to 4048 code for a protein of 906 amino acids. Gene Ontology annotation, molecular function: heparan sulfate N-sulfotransferase activity; hydrolase activity; deacetylase activity. Gene Ontology annotation, cellular component: Golgi apparatus. Lineage: Eukaryota; Metazoa; Chordata; Actinopteri; Holocentriformes; Holocentridae. The record is from RefSeq and is a predicted model, not a curated record. The transcript has 15 exons.
AAAGCCUGAUCAAACAGCGGCGGCUCCGCCUGCUCUCCUGGUCCCGUCCAGCCCGGCGCUGCUGCAGGGCAACUUCCCAAGAGUGGCGCUGGGAGCUCUGCGGCGUGACACUGACACGCCUCGCUAAUCUGAGUUAAUGUUGUUUACAUGUACGUGGAAUAACAAAGAAGAACGUGUCUUCUGCCGGCCUCGGAACGGUGAAACCAAACGCAGGAGUAAGUGAACAUGUAAACCCUGCCCGGUAUAUUUGGUUGAGUCCAGAGUUCCAACAGAAGCAAGAUGGCGGACUGAGCAAAGAUACGCUGAACUUCACUUUUCUUACUCUAAACGUUUCAUCACUGUUUAGCUCCGGUUUCGUCCACUCCCGCUCCCGUCAGAUUGUUGUUCUUUCACAGCGAAUAUUGAUAUUCAUUCAGCCUGACAGACUGCUCUGUGACCACAGGUGGCUCUGUUGGAGAUGACCAGGCCGGGUGUCCAGAAGGGGUUUGACCCCAGCUGCAGACGAAUCAUGGACUGCCAGCACAGACACUGCUACUGAGAGACCACACAAACAUCUAGAAAAACACACACAAGCAAGACACUCGCUCAGCAAGUGUCCUGAGGGACAGAGCUUAACACGCUGACCGAGCUAUUGACAGCCGAAGCUGGAUGUCAGACCAGCUACACAGACGAGAUCACUGUGUGCUGCUGAGUGACAAAAACAGAAACUGCUGAGCCACAAAGCACGAAGGAUAGGAGUGUGUGUGUGUGUGUGUGUGUAUGAGUGUGUGUGUGAGUGAGUGAGUGAGUGAGUGAGUGUGCGUGCGUGCGUGCGUGUGUGUGUGUGUGUGUGUGUGUGUGUGUGUGUGUGUGAGAGAGAGAGAGAGAGUGUGUGAGUGUGUUCCUUUUCACAGAAGAAGCAACCCAAUCCUCUUAGACAGCAAGCUGAGGACAAGUGGGACUGAAAGAGGUGGAGGGCUGUAGAAUUUGAGAGUCUAAAAAGAGUGAGCCAGGGUAGCCAACAUCUCUUUCUUCUUCCUACAUCCUUUCCUCCCUUCAUCUAUCCAUCAGUUGUCCAUCCCUCCCUCCAUAUAUCCAUCCAUUAAUUUAUCGAUUAGUAUUUGUCCUGCAGGCCUAGAGGUGGAGAGCAGGUCAUGGACAAUGCGGGCCAUGGUGACCUAGGGUAAAUGGCUGCUACUCCGCACAGCUCAGCACGAGUAUCCACUGCUCAGUCCUCUUCCUCCAUUACCCCCUCCUUUCUCUCCUCCUCAUUGUCCUCUUCCUCCUGUCCUGCUCACCACUGCCACUGCUGCUUGCCACUGGGUCCUCUCACCCCCUUUCCACCACCAUGGUAGGUGCAGGCCUGGGUGUCUGGAAGCUAAUGCGUGGUGUUCGCCAGCUGGAGCUUCACCGCCUCAUCCUGGCACUUAUCAUCUUCUGCUUGCUGUCCAUGGCUUUCCUGGCUUACUACGUCUCAAACAGCCCCAAGAUCAAAGAAGCUCCCCCGCUGCCCUUCAGUGACUGUGGUGGAGGAGGGGGGAUGUCACCUGGGGGCAACAACGGGGGCACCGGAGGAGGGCCAGGAGGCCAGCGGGCACCUCUUUUCUUGCCCCCACGCCAGAGCCGACUACAUCAGGUCAAAACAGUGGACAACUCCCGCACAGAACCUGUGGUUCUGGUGUUUGUAGAGAGCAUCUACUCCCAGCUGGGCCAGGAGAUUGUGGCCAUAUUGGAGUCUAGCCGCUUCCACUACCGGACAGAGAUUGCUCCUGGUAAAGGCGAUAUGCCCACCUUGACAGAGCGCAAUCGUGGCCGCUACACGCUUAUUAUCUAUGAGAAUGUGUUGAAAUAUGUCAACUUAGAUGCUUGGAACCGAGACUUGCUGGACAAGUACUGUGCCGAGUAUGGUGUAGGUGUCAUUGGCUUCUUCAAAGCAAAUGAAAACUCUCUUCUCAGUGCCCAGCUCAAAGGCUUCCCUCUUUUCUUGCAUUCACACCUGGGACUCAGGGACUACCGUAUCAACCCCAAUGCUCCUCUGCUCUACAUCACCAGGCCCAACCAAGUAGAGCAAGGCCCCUUGCCAGGCGAUGACUGGACCAUUUUCCAGUCCAACCAUUCCACCUAUGAGCCAGUGCUCCUUGCUAGCACCAAGUCUUCUGAGGCACUGGCCCACCUUGGAUCUGGCCCCCUGCGAGCCCUCCAUGCCACAGUGAUCCAAGACUUGGGACUGCAUGAUGGCAUUCAGAGAGUUCUGUUUGGGAACAACCUCAAUUACUGGCUCCACAAGCUAGUGUUUGUAGAUGCCAUUGCCUACCUGACAGGGAAAAGACUGUGCCUGUCCUUGGAGCGCCACAUCCUGGUGGAUGUGGAUGAUAUAUUCGUGGGCAAGGAGGGCACCCGUAUGAAGGUGUCAGACGUGGAGGCCUUACUCAGCACUCAGAACAAGCUGCGAGCAUUGGUCCCUAACUUCACCUUCAACUUGGGCUUUUCUGGAAAGUUCUACCAUACAGGUACUGAUGAGGAGGACCGUGGGGAUGACAUGCUGCUGCAGCACAGGAAGGACUUCUGGUGGUUUCCUCACAUGUGGAGCCACAUGCAGCCUCACCUCUUCCACAACGUCAGCGUCCUGGCUGAGCAGAUGAGGCUCAACAAGCUCUUUGCUCAGGAGCAUGGCAUCCCCACAGAUAUGGGCUAUGCUGUGGCCCCCCACCACUCUGGAGUUUAUCCAGUUCACAGCCAACUGUAUGAGGCCUGGAAGUCAGUGUGGGGCAUUAAGGUGACCAGCACCGAGGAGUACCCCCACCUCCGGCCAGCCCGAUACCGCCGAGGCUUCAUCCACAGUGGGAUCCAAGUGUUGCCCAGGCAGACCUGUGGUCUGUUCACCCACACCAUCUUCUACAAUGAAUACCCAGGAGGCUCCAAGGAGCUGGACAAGAGCAUCAGAGGAGGAGAACUCUUCCUCACCGUCCUUCUUAACCCUAUCAGUAUCUUCAUGACCCACCUGUCUAACUACGGGAAUGACCGGCUGGGUCUGUACACCUUUGAGUCACUAGUGAAGUUUGUUCAGUGUUGGACCAACCUGAAGCUCCAGACCCUGCCACCCAUCCAGCUAGCUGAGAAAUACUUCCAGAUCUUCCCUGAAGAGAGAGAUCCCCUCUGGCAGAACCCCUGUCAUGACAAAAGACACAAAGAUAUCUGGUCUAAAGAAAAGACAUGUGAUCGGCUGCCCAAGUUCCUGGUCAUUGGACCCCAGAAAACAGGCACUACGGCGCUCCAUUCGUUCCUGAGCCUCCACCCAGCCAUCACCAGCUCCUUCCCCAGCCCCAUUACCUUUGAGGAGAUCCAGUUCUUCAGCGGACCCAACUAUGACAAUGGCAUUGACUGGUACAUGGAUUUUUUCCCAUUCCCCUCCAACGUCAGUACAGAUUUCAUGUUUGAGAAGAGUGCCAACUACUUUGACACAGAAGUAGCCCCUAAGAGAGCUGCUGCCCUGCUUCCCAGAGCCAAGAUCCUGGCAGUGCUCAUCAACCCAUCUGACAGGGCCUACUCCUGGUAUCAGCAUCAGAGGGCUCACCAGGAUCCUGCGGCCCUCAACAACAGUUUCCAUGCAGUGGUGACAGCAGGCCCCUCAGCCCCGAGGGACCUGCUGACCUUGCAGAGACGCUGCCUUAAACCUGGAGCUUACGCCACUCACCUGGAGCGCUGGUUGCAACACUACCAGCCCAGCCAGUUGCACAUUGUGGAUGGGGCCCUGCUGCGCUCCAACCCAGCACUAGUGAUGGAUGGAAUCCAGAGGUUCCUUGGCAUUACUCCCAUCUUCAACUACACCCAGGCCUUGACGUAUGAUGACAGCAAAGGGUUCUGGUGUCAGCGGGUGGAAGGAGGUCGAGCCAAAUGUUUAGGGAAAAGCAAAGGCAGGAAGUACCCAGAAAUGAGCCCUGAGUCACGUGCCUUCCUGGCAGAGCAUUUCCGUGAACACAACAUGGAGCUGCUGCGUCUGCUGAACCGACUGGGUCAACCCCUGCCAUCUUGGCUCCGCCACGAACUCCAGAGCACCAGCUGGAGCUGAGGCCAUGGAUAAAGCCAGGACGACUGUCUGUGGCUGAUCUGGAGUCUGGUUCUGGACUAGGCUGGACUUCCUGAUGUGGAAUAAACAGGACCCCACACACCCAGAGAAAAAGCUCCAACAUUAUAGCUGUUGUGAGCGGUGCUGCCAUACCUUUUCAAUAAGACGGAUACUACAGUCCCAGUGGCAAUAGGUAGACUUUUUUUUCUGACAGUGAGCUAGAAGGGUUCCUCCUUCCCCCCUAACCAAUGGCCAGUCUCUAUGGAGGAGGAUUAUCCCAACCAGCACUCCCUUGACACUGUCAGAAACCUCAUGGGGGACCCGUAGUCUUGAUGGGUGAGGGUGGGUGGCCCCCCCACCCUGAAACAUCAUCUUCAUCCUGGAUCCCGGCGAGUGGCUGAGCAGCAGCAGGUUUGGGACAUUCAAGUGGGAGAGCCUUAAUGUGGUAGUAACUCUUACUGUUAAGAAGCGGAGACUGACCUCACAAGACAUACUGUGGAUAUGGAGCACAUGACUGAAAACAGGAAUUAUGUGCACAAAACACAGGAAACCAGCAUUUCUUGGUUCUCCUGGGGGGAAAAUGAUUGUAAAGCAUACAUUUUACAAAGCUGUUGUAUAUUUUGAGCUGCAGCAGGUGGUAACAGAAUAGACAGCAGACUAAACUAGACAGUAAAGUGUAGAGUUUGUGUCCAGAGGGUCUGCGUCUCCCCUCUCCUCCAUCUCCACUUUUCUUUUUUCUAGACACACAUUGAUACAUGGAAGUACAGCUGACAGACCAGCACUGCUGCGUUCUCUGUUGAUGCCUUUUUGCCUCACUCUUUCCUUUCUGUCCAAAAUCAGCACAUUAUGAUGUAUUUAACAUCAUGGUGGGUCAAUACAGAUGAAGAGGCUUACAUUUGGUUCACAGUGAAAACCUUUCAUAAGCCCUGUGAAAGGUAGCCUCUGCCUUUCACAAGCAUUUAAACCUGAGCACAUUCACUCUGUAACAAACAUGGGGAGAAAAGUGAGGGACAAAUCAGCAAGAAACGAGCAGAAUUACCAAAACAUUAUUUUUAAAACAAAAAAUACACAAAAAAAUAUUAGAAAAUAAGCCAAAAAACGAAUUCCCUCCAAAAUGUUCAAUAAAAAUAAAGUGGAUUUUGUUAAGACUGAAAGCUCCUGGGUUUCAAAGUUAAACACAAGAAAUCUGAUGUCAAUCCAGCAUCAUUAAUUUGACAUUUAAAUAUAUAAUUUUAGUAGUUCAAAUAAAGUUUUCUUGUUAAAGAAAAAAAUGCAGGUUUUGGUAGUUUUUACUAAUUGUCUUUGUCCCAUAUUUUUGAAGACAAUCCGAUGAAAUUGCUCACGUUUUAAAGUUCAACAUGAUGUGGAUUAACAGAGGGUGGGGAAGAAGCAGCUCUCAUCUGUGAGCUGCACUGUUCCUUCCAAAGUAAGAGGAGGGGAGUAUGCAGAGAGAGAAGUUGCUAUGUGUCAGAUAAGCUAAUGAGUAAGCAACACAAAUGUAAACCCAGUUCACCCCACACACUCUCCGUCAGGCUUAGCAAGAGAACACGGGUGGAAGAGUGUUGGAGAGGAAGAGACGACACGGAGGAGAAGCGUUACGGAGCAGAAGAAUCACGAGCUGCUGUCUUGUCUGUUUAUUUUGUAUAAACGUAGAAAGAGGUCAUUACUGUAUCAUCUCUAAUAAAUACAUAGAGAGGUUGGAAA